AAUAGAACGUGUGUAGACAAACGUGUAAAAAACAACUAAUAAUUAUUACAAUAUUUUUCUAUAAUAAUGACAAACAAUUAAACAGUUUAAUAAAAAAUAAAUUAUAAAAAUAUACAAAAUAAUUUGAAGGAAUCUUUAAAAUGUCAACUAAAAUAAAAUUCAUUGCACCAGGUGACAGUUCAUGGCAAGAAGACAGACCAGAUAUUGAUGCUCAUUCAUCAACUCAAUUUGUUUAUAAUGCUCAUCAUUCACUUGCUCUAAAUUUACAACGACAACGUUUGCCAAUUUACAAAAAUCGUAGUCAUAUCAUUUAUCUAUUAGAUAAAUAUCAGACAGUUGUUUUGAUUGGUGAAACGGGUUGUGGAAAAAGUACCCAAGUACCUCAGUAUUUACUGGAGGCAGGAUGGUGUGCAGAUGGAAAAAUGAUUGGAAUAACAGAGCCAAGACGAGUUGCUGCAACUUCACUGGCAAAUAGAGUUGCUGAUGAACGUGGUUGUGUUCUUGGUACUGAAGUUGGAUAUUCAAUUAGAUUUGAUGAUUCAACAGACUCAUCAACUAGAAUCAAGUUUAUGACUGAGGGAAUUUUAUUACGAGAAAUGAUGGGAGAUCCAUUGUUGACUAAUUAUUGUAUAAUAAUACUUGAUGAGGUACAUGAAAGGACACUCUUGACCGACAUUAUAAUGGGAUUGUUGAAAAAAAUUCUUCGGAAAAGAAAAAGUUUAAAAGUUAUUGUAUCAUCUGCAACAGUUGAUGCUCAAGAACUUUGCGAUUUUUUUAAUUCAAAUACUAAAAAAAAUUCAGCUAAAGAUACUGCAACUAUAUUGAGUGUUGAAGGACGUUUAUAUCCAGUUGAUAUUUUUUAUGUUGAUGAGCCAGUUGCUGAUUAUGUUAAAGCUGUUGUUGAUACUGCUUUAAAAAUUCAUGAAGAUGAAGAAUCAGGUGAUAUUUUGGCUUUUCUAACAGGUAUGGAUGAAGUUGAUAGAGCUGUUUCAUUACUUCAAGAUCAUGCAAAAAUUGUCAAAGAAGGAAAAUUAAAAAUGAUGCCACUUGCAAUGUAUGGAUCACUUCCAAAUUCAGAACAAUUAAAAGUAUUUUGGUUGGCACCAAGAGAUACACGUAAAAUUAUUAUUGCAACAAAUAUUGCUGAGACAUCAAUAACAAUACCAAAUAUAAAUUACGUAAUUGAUUGUGGUUUUGUUAAAAUUCCAUGGUUUGAAAUUGAAACACAAACAAAUAGUUUAAUUAUUGCACCAGUUUCAAAAGCAUCAGCAAAUCAACGUGCUGGUAGAGCUGGACGUGUACGAUCUGGUAAAGCAUAUAGAUUAUACAGUGAAGAAGCAUACAAUGAACUUAUUGAUGCAAAUCCACCACAAAUGCAACGUUCUGAUUUAGCACCAGCUAUAUUACAACUAAAAGCACUAGGCAUUGAUAAUGUUUUACGUUUUAAUUUUCCAUCUGUUCCACCAAGUAAAAAUUUAAUUGCUGGUUUUGAAUUGUUAUUUGCACUUGGAGCAAUUGAUAAAAAUGGAGAUUUAACAAAACCUGAUGGUGUGACUAUGGCAGAAAUGCCACUGGAACCAAUUCUAGCUAAAUGUCUAAUUGUUUCAGGUGAAAUGGAGUGUUCGGAUGAAAUUACAACAAUUCUUGCUAUGCUUCAGGUGCAAAAUGUAUUGAUUCAUCCAGGUGGUGGACAAGCAUCAAUAAAAGCUCGUAUUGCUCAUAGAAAAUUUGAAGUUGCUGAGGGUGAUCUUCUUACAUAUUUAAAUAUUUAUACAGCAUAUGAAAAAUAUAAAUCAUCUGGAUGGUGUCAAAAAAAUUUUUUAAAUGUCAAAGCAUUAAAAAGAGCUACUGAAAUUCGUACACAAAUGAGAAAAUUAAUGAAAAGCAUUGGUAUUAAACAGGCAUCUUGUGAUGGUAAUGUAAAACAACUUUUAAAAUGUAUAACUGCUGGUCUAUUUCCAAAUGCUGCAUAUUUACAUUAUACUGGUGUUUAUAAGACUGUCAGAGGCAACAAAGAUUUAUUCAUUCAUCCAAAUAGUUGUUUAUAUACUUUACAACAACCACAAUGGGUACUUUUUGUUGAAGUCCUUCAAACAAAUAAAACAUAUAUGCGAGAAUUGACUGUUGUUGAGGCUGGAUGGCUGGAGGAGUUGGCUCCACAUUUUUUUCAACGUACUUCUAUUGAAUCGCAUUAAUAUUAUUUAUCACCAUGUACAUAUUGACUGAGACUGUAUAUAUUUUUUAAAUAAAAAAAUUAUAAUAAA
Molecule: messenger RNA, 2264 nt
Organism: Aphidius gifuensis
Lineage: Eukaryota; Metazoa; Arthropoda; Insecta; Hymenoptera; Braconidae
Product: probable ATP-dependent RNA helicase DHX35
Exons: 9
Coding region: 141-2195 (684 amino acids)
Cellular component (GO): intracellular anatomical structure; catalytic step 2 spliceosome
Molecular function (GO): RNA binding; ATP binding
Source: RefSeq, a predicted model, not a curated record